UCGGUUUCGCGCAUGGGUUUGCGUGAUUAAUUGUUAAACAACCGAUGUCACCACUGAUUAGGCUGGUUGUGCCGAGGGUCUGAUGGUGUGACGGGCCUAGCGACGGUCACGGUAGACUCGGUGUCCAUUACCCGCGCCACAAUAAGAGCCUGACAAAAGCCUGAAGACGUAAAGAGCAUCAGACGCAAUAUGACCAUUGGGAGAGAUAAAGACGUAUCGAAAUUAAAGGACGUAUGUCGCGAUACGGACAAAACAACGGACAAGGUAAGAAUGGAAAAAACUAAUGGGAAGCAAAACCAGCAUGCGCAGAGAGGGGGCUGGUGGAAAGACACCAUCAAAGACACCCCUAUCCCUGGCACCUACCACAUCCGAGACUUCAUCGAGGAGGCCAAGCUCAACCCUGUCCAUGUGACCUACGGCUUCAGGGGCACGGGGCGCAGCGGGCAGACCGCCCGCGUGCGGAAGGGUGACGUGCUCCUGCCCGGGGCCUACGACUUCCUGGACUCCACCCAGCAGGCACUGCAGCGGCAGGCCUCGUGGGCCUUUAAGAACCGCCCGCGACCCAACAACUACACGCUGGGCAUCCGCGACAAGGACAUAGACCUCUCCCCUUGUCACUAUGACACUAUGAACAAGCCGGUCCCCAAAAUGCCCUGCAGACAUAUGAUGUUUCGAUCGGCCGUGCCUCGGCUCACCUUCCUCCCCAGAGAUGGCCCCGCUCCUGGACAGUAUGAAGUGAAGACUCUCCAGAGCUCCACACCAGGCGUCUCUUCCUGCUUCAGGUCCACUGUGCCACGCCUUCAUUCUGUGCGCUCGAGGACUCCGGGGCCAGGGACAUACGAGCCGUCAUGGCAACCAGGGCAGCGUCUGGCCACUGAGGCGGACAUGGGCCGCAACCAAGGCCUCUUCUUCCGCAACGUCUUCUGAGGCCGGUCAGCGCAUCCAGCUGUCAAUCAAAUCUCCAUCCUGCUUGAUGUUCACAGGUUCUCCUCCCGUCCUGUUACUCGUGUUAGCCAGGCUUUGGGCAGUGUGUGACAUUAUUUGACCUCCAUCCGAGUAA
This is a messenger RNA of Sardina pilchardus (European sardine), 1060 nucleotides long. It is a transcript of the gene stpg4, whose product is annotated as sperm-tail PG-rich repeat containing 4. NCBI's taxonomy places the organism in Eukaryota, Metazoa, Chordata, Actinopteri, Clupeiformes, Clupeidae. The transcript has 7 exons. Gene Ontology annotation, biological process: epigenetic programing of male pronucleus. Gene Ontology annotation, cellular component: male pronucleus; female pronucleus; germinal vesicle. The record is from RefSeq and is a predicted model, not a curated record. Gene Ontology annotation, molecular function: histone binding; chromatin binding. The coding region runs from base 190 to 927 and encodes 245 amino acids.